UCAGAGCGGCACGAGUGGCGCUAAACAGUAAGAUGAGUGAUGUGAUCCCCGGCCGAUCGGUUAUUCCCCGGAGAGAUCGGCGGAGAUCACACUGUACAGGUUGGAGAGCCAAGUAAAGACUGAGACAAUCCAACAGUACUUUGAGGGUACAAAGGAUGAUGGGUGAUUUAGCCUGUGAAAACGAUCUGGAGGAACUGAUGAAGCAGAUUGACAUUAUGGUGAACAGUAAGAAGAUUGAAUGGGAGAAACAAGUGCAUAUCAUGGAGCAGAAGCUGGAGGUGGGGGAUCAGGAGCUAAUCCGAGCCAGAGGGGUGCUGGAUCAGAAGGACUGCGAGAUCAGAAUUCUCUCCAAGAAGCUGGAACUAGCCGAUCGUUCUCGAGAAGAAACGGUUGAGAACUAUGAGAAGCAACUUGAAACCUUGAAAUCUCAGCUGUGUAAGCUGAAGAAAAGUUAUGAAAAACUGCAGUUUUAUUGUGUGAGGAGUCAGAAGAAUGAGCCCAUUGCAGGCACUCCAGGCCAGGAGAAAAGCCAGUCUGAGCUGAUGUGUUUGUCCCAGAAGGUAGAGGAAUAUAAAGUUCAGGCUAAACAAUGGCAGAAGCAGAGGUUGCUUUAUCAGAAUGAUUUCAAUACGUUGAAUGAGAAGAGGAAGGCUCUACAAGAAAAAUGUGACUUUUUCCAGAAACAGUCGCAGAGCUAUCAGGAGCAGCUCUCGAGCAGGACGCAGCUGCAGGAUGAGCUCAUUACCAAUAACCAAAGUGAAAUCCGAAGAUUGAGGUGCCAGCUUGAUGCCUCGCAGGAGAAGAUCAGAAGUGACGAGGUCAUCAUUGAAAACCUCAAGUCUGCUGUAAAAGAAAUCACAUUAAGCAGGAACUUGCUGAAAGAGGAAAAUCGGCAGCUCUUGCAGGAACUGAGGAAUUGUCAAAUGCGCUGCCAGAAAAUCGAAAUUGAACUCUCUGAAGCUAAAACUGAACUUCAGGCACAUGACAACCUCUGGAGAGCAGCGGAGCGAGAUCAAAGCCCGUUACGCCUAGAUGUGGCUCGAUAUCAGAACUCGCAGGGGAAUACGUUCAGAUACAAGGAGUCGAAGCACAAAGAACAGAUUUGGAAGGGGGGGAAGAUGUCUGCUUGCAACCAAGAUGAGGCUGAGAAAGAUCUCCAGAAUAAAAAGGAAGAAGGUGCCGGCCUGGAGACUCUGAAGGCAGACCUCUAUGGCCUGACUGCAAAGUUAAACCAACAAGAUGUCACUAUGGCAACCCUGAGGGAGAAAGUCUGUGAACUGGAGCGAGGACUACACGUGAGCGAGCAGGAGAAUGAGAACACACAGGCACUACAUUGUCCAGAAGAAUCCACAUACAAAGCCGGAUACAGUCUGUCCUUACCAGAAGAGGAGGAGGAGCCAGUGAAGUGCAGUAAUGGAGGGGACACAAUACUGGAUGAGCAGCCAGAGAGGAUGAAAGAUGCUCCAUGGCAGAGCGAUACCUGCAGUACACAGAGCCAAGAGAACCAGAAAAGAUUAUGUAAUGAAGAAAAUCACCUUGGGAUGCUAAAACGGCUAAAUAACACUACAAGUAAUAAUUUAACACUGCGGGGUGCCUGCCAGCUUACUCCGUUUGACAGUGGCUGGGGAACGCCAUCCCAGAGCCUACUAAUGGAUCAGAGCUGCCUGGAAGCCAUUCUGCCUCUUCUACAUAGUGAGACAUCUCUACACAGUGGCCACCAGUUCUCAGAGAUGGAUCAGUCUCUGAUUUGUAUUUAUGAUCAGCUAGAUGGAACUUCUUCAUCUUGUGACAGAGAAGAAUCCUUCCUGGCGGCAGCAGAAAGAUUCCUGCUGGAGGAGAACAGAAGAGCUCAGGACUUUGAGAGGAUUCUGAAUUCUCACAUUGAGGAACUGCAGAGACAGUCGGAGGACACUGUGACCAAAUACACAUCACACGGAUACAGCACAUGUAUUGCAGCUUCCUGAGCAAAGCAAGAAAAGAAUACUUGUUUGUGACUUUAUAUUAAAAAACCAUUGUAGAUCCAUGAGUACAUGCCUACAUACCUAAGCUUUGUUUAAUGCAUACAUCCAAGCCGGUUUAUAUAUAGAGUUUAGACACUGUGAUUCUCCAAACUGUGGUCUGCACUCAACGUUUUAUGAAAAUAUUUGAAAAAUUAAUUUUUAUAAUGUAAAGUUUCUAGAUAAUGUUACAAAGCUAUCAAUGUUCAAAGUGAAAUAACUGUAUGUGUGUGU
Molecule: messenger RNA, 2231 nt
Organism: Rana temporaria (common frog)
Lineage: Eukaryota; Metazoa; Chordata; Amphibia; Anura; Ranidae
Gene: DEUP1
Product: deuterosome assembly protein 1
Exons: 13
Coding region: 156-1964 (602 amino acids)
Biological process (GO): centriole replication; de novo centriole assembly involved in multi-ciliated epithelial cell differentiation
Cellular component (GO): centriole
Source: RefSeq, a predicted model, not a curated record